UGCAACUUAACCGGGAACGCUAAUAAAUCGUGUAAAAAAUGUCACCAGCCGAGCUAAAUUCUGAUUGGUCUUUCAAUUAGGCAAGCCGUUUAAAUUUGGGGCAACUUCUACCAGAGACCUCAGUGAACUCGCGUAUAAGCGCAAUUGCACAGACUUUUGUGUGUAUCACCAUGCGAAAAACGAUUAGAGAUGUGAUGUCGUGUAAACAUCCUAUAUUGUAUUUUACGGUGAUUGCAACGAUUAGCUCUGUGUUAACCCCUUGCUAUGGCCAGAUUCCAGACGCAAGCAUUUCAAUGCCAAAUGCCAAAAUUCAUCCGACGAUUGUCCGAUCCGGGAGGCUUGUUGUUGGGAAUAAGUUGGUCCAACUGAGAAGGGUGGGUUUCGAAGUAACCAAUGAUGAAUCAGCCGCUUCUGACCGCAUCAAGACUCAAAACGGAUCUCUUGCAUUUGAGGCUGGUAAUCGGGCUGGACAGCCUGCAUCACAAGAAUGGCACAAGUUGGAUGCUAAACUCCAGCACAUGGGGCCAUCAGUACAGUGUAGCAAUGAAACAAUGACUCUUCGGGUCAAAGGGGGAAGAGCUCCACAUUUUCUGGUCGACGGCGGUGAUGGGUCUCCUGUUCUUCCCCUGUCCCGAAUGCCAACUCACUGUGGCUUCUCUGUGAAGCGGUCACGCAGGGAUGUGUUCUUUGUCGCACCAUACCAAGGCUGCCAUGUCACUCAAGAGGGGGGUAACUAUGUUCUGCCACUCCGUCUGUGGGGGGCUCCCAUGACCAUGUCUUGUCCUGUUGCACCACCCCCCCCUCCCUCUGUCUCCUGCUAUUUAUCUGGCAUGGUGGUGAAGCUUUCCAUGGCAGCGAAUGCUCUUCAAGUCAAAGUGUCUGGUGUGUGGGAGCCACUUCUCGCAAUCACCCAGCAAUGUGGCUUAACUAUUGAGCCAUUCUUUGGAGGGGUGGUGAUCACUGCACCAUACACAGGACCCUGUGUGGCAUUGGAGGCCUCCCUCAAACUGAACCUGUUACGUCUGGAUACCCUCUGUUCCACCAGUGGUCCCAGUACCAUUUCCCUCCGUAUCCCCCCCAACCACCCUCGUCCCCAACAGCAGCCACUACCAUGUCUAAACAAACACAUUCCCCUAAACCUUCUAGCCAGGCCAUGCAUAUGCCACGUAAAGGAGACCCCCAGGUCCCACAAAUCCUCUACAACCACACCUAAACAAACAAAUCAGGCCCUGCAUAUGCCACCUAAAGGAUACCCUCAGGUCCCACUGAGUUACCAGUUCCCCCAAUACAAUUUCCCAGGGUUUUUCCCUCAACGCUCUGUCCCAAGAGCACCCCCCGGGAUAGCCAGCCAACUGGAUAACCAGAAUAACCCCCAGAAAUAUCAUUACUCAGAUUCCUCCUACCGUCAAAAGUCAGCCACUCCUUCAGUAACUGCUAGCACUAUCCCUGGCACCACACCCCAGGCCCAACCCAAGCAGCCCUUCAUGCAAUAUGACCAGUACCCGAUGGUUCGCAGCUGGAAUCCGUAUGCUUCUGCUCUGUUCCCACCCCAUUAUGGAACGGCGCCGUAUCAUUCUCAAGGGCCUAGGGAGUAA
Oncorhynchus gorbuscha (pink salmon) is the source of this 1595-nucleotide messenger RNA. RefSeq lists its product as uncharacterized. The record is from RefSeq and is a predicted model, not a curated record. The transcript has 7 exons. NCBI's taxonomy places the organism in Eukaryota, Metazoa, Chordata, Actinopteri, Salmoniformes, Salmonidae. Bases 171 to 1595 code for a protein of 474 amino acids.